UGGAGAGCGCUGUGGCUCAUGAGGACCGUGGUGGGGUUUGCGCGCCCGCAGGAGAUUUACGCACCCCAUUCCAUACGGAUCGAGGGCCAAUUGACCCUCGGGGGACUCUUCCCCGUGCACGCGAGGGGGGCCGACGGCACGCCGUGCGGGGACAUCAAGAAGGAGAACGGGAUCCACCGGCUGGAGGCCAUGAUGUAUGCGUUGGAUCAGAUCAACCAGGACGAGCAGCUCCUGCCCAACGUCACUCUAGGAGCCCGCGUGCUGGACACCUGUUCCAGAGACACGUACGCCCUGGAGCAGUCGUUGACUUUUGUCCAGGCUCUGAUCACCAAGGACACGUCAGACGUCCGGUGCACCAACGGGGAACCGCCGGUGUUCGUCAAGCCCGAGAAAGUGGUGGGAGUCAUUGGAGCGUCGGCGAGCUCGGUGUCCAUCAUGGUGGCCAACAUCCUGCGUCUCUUCCAGAUUCCUCAGAUCAGCUAUGCGUCGACGGCCCCGGAGUUGAGUGACGACCGGCGCUACGACUUCUUCUCCCGGGUGGUGCCCCCGGACUCCUUCCAGGCCCAGGCCAUGGUGGACAUCAUCCGCUCCCUGAGCUGGAGCUACGUCUCCACCAUCGCCUCGGAGGGCAGCUACGGGGAGAAGGGAGUGGAGGCCUUCACGCAGCUCUCCAAGGAAGCAGGGGGGAUCUGCAUCGCUCAGUCUUUGAGGAUUCCCCAUAACUCCAAACUGGAGGAUUACGACAAGGCCGUCCAACAGCUGCUGGAAACCCAGCACUCCAGGGCAGUCGUCAUCUUCGCCAGUGAAGAAGACAUACGGGGAGUUCUUAACGCCACCAAGAGGGCCAAUCAAGUGGGCCACUUCCUGUGGAUUGGAUCUGACAGCUGGGGUGCCAAGGGCAGCCCCAUCCACCAGCUAGAGGAGGUUGCUGUGGGGGCUAUCACCAUACUGCCCAAACGCUCGUCCAUUAAAGGAUUCGACGAAUACUUCACCGGACUCACGCUGGAGAACAACCGCAGGAACGUGUGGUUCGCAGAGUUCUGGGAGGAGAACUUUGACUGCCGGCUCCUCAGCUCGUCCAAGAGAGAGGACACCAGCCGUAAAUGCACAGGCCAGGAGCGCAUCGGGAUCGACUCCAGGUACGAGCAGGAGGGGAAGGUGCAGUUUGUGAUCGACGGCGUGUACGCCAUGGCGCACGCGCUGCACACCAUGCAGCGGGAGCUCUGCCCCGACUACCCGGGCAUCUGCCCCGACAUGGAGGCGGCGGACGGCAAGGCGCUGCUCAAGUACAUACGUAACGCCACCUUCAAUGGCAGCGCGGGCACUUUUGUCAUGUUUAACAAGAACGGAGAUGCCCCGGGUCGCUACGACCUGUUCCAGUUCCAGACGACCAACAACACUAACCCCGAGUACAAGGUGGUCGGCCAAUGGGUGGACUCGCUCCAGCUGAGGGUGGAGGAGCUCCAGUGGCCCGGGGACUCCGAGGACGAGGUGCCCGUCUCGGUGUGCAGCCUGCCCUGCAAGACGGGCGAGAGGAAGAAGCGUGUGAAGGGCAUGCCCUGCUGCUGGCACUGUGAGCUCUGCGACGGCUACCAGUACCAGUACGACGAGACCUCGUGCCGCCUGUGCGCCUACAACAUGCGGCCCAACCCCAACCGCACCGCCUGCCAGCCCAUCCCCAUCGUCAAGCUGGAGUGGAGCUCCCCCUGGGCCGUCAUCCCCGUCUUCCUGGCCAUGCUGGGCAUCAUCGCCACCAUCUUCGUCAUGGCCACCUUCCUGCGGCACAACGACACGCCCAUCGUGCGCGCCUCGGGCCGCGAGCUCAGCUACGUGCUGCUGACGGGCAUCUUCCUGUGCUACAUCAUCACCUUCCUGAUGAUCGGCAAGCCCGACGCGGGCGUGUGCGCCUUCCGCCGCAUCUUCCUGGGCCUGGGCAUGUGCAUCAGCUACGCGGCGCUGCUCACCAAGACCAACCGCAUCUACCGCAUCUUUGAGCAGGGCAAGCAGACGGUGACGGCGCCGCGCUUCAUCAGCCCCACCUCGCAGAUCGCCAUCACCGCCAGCCUGAUCUGCGUGCAGCUGCUGGGCGUGCUGGUGUGGUUCGCCGUGGACCCGCCCAACACCAUCGUGGACUACGACGAGCAGAAGACGGUCAACCCCUUGCUGGCGCGCGGCAUCCUCAAGUGCGACAUCACGGACCUGCAGAUCAUCUGCUCGCUGGGCUACAGCAUCCUGCUGAUGGUCACCUGCACCGUGUACGCCAUCAAGACCCGGGACGUGCCCGAGGACUUCAACGAGGCCAAGCCCAUCGGCUUCACCAUGUACACCACCUGCAUCGUGUGGCUCGCCUUCAUCCCCAUCUUCUUCGGCACGGCGCAGUCGGCCGAGAAGCUGUACAUCCAGACCACCACGCUGACCAUCUCCAUGAACCUCAGUGCCUCGGUCGCGCUGGGCAUGCUCUACAUGCCCAAGGUGUACGUGAUCCUGCUGCACCCGGAGCUCAACGUGCAGAAGAGGAAGCGCAGCUUCAAGGCGGUGGUCACCGCGGCGACCAUGUCCUCCCGCCUCAACACGAAGCCCAGCGAGCGGCCCAACGGCGAGGCCAAGACGGAGCUGUGUGAGAGCCAGCCCGCCGACCCCAUGAGUCAAGCCACCAAGAAAACCUAUGUGAGCUACAACAACCUCAGGAUCUGA
This is a messenger RNA of Gadus chalcogrammus (walleye pollock), 2694 nucleotides long. RefSeq names its product metabotropic glutamate receptor 7-like. The coding region runs from base 19 to 2694 and encodes 891 amino acids. The transcript has 10 exons. Gene Ontology annotation, biological process: G protein-coupled glutamate receptor signaling pathway; regulation of synaptic transmission, glutamatergic. The record is from RefSeq and is a predicted model, not a curated record. Gene Ontology annotation, cellular component: membrane. Gene Ontology annotation, molecular function: group III metabotropic glutamate receptor activity. Lineage: Eukaryota; Metazoa; Chordata; Actinopteri; Gadiformes; Gadidae.